This is a messenger RNA of Cladophialophora psammophila CBS 110553, 1389 nucleotides long. RefSeq lists its product as uncharacterized. Gene Ontology annotation, cellular component: transcription export complex 2. Bases 1 to 1389 code for a protein of 462 amino acids. Gene Ontology annotation, biological process: post-transcriptional tethering of RNA polymerase II gene DNA at nuclear periphery; poly(A)+ mRNA export from nucleus; transcription elongation by RNA polymerase II. The record is from RefSeq and is a predicted model, not a curated record. NCBI's taxonomy places the organism in Eukaryota, Fungi, Ascomycota, Eurotiomycetes, Chaetothyriales, Herpotrichiellaceae. The transcript has a single exon. Gene Ontology annotation, molecular function: RNA binding; double-stranded DNA binding.
AUGGGGAGCAUCUUUGCGGAUUUCCAUGAAGCCCAGCGGGUAGGGCAUGGUCCGCUCCUUGCAUCCUGUCUGGCUCCCAUCGAUACAGAACGCGACUCUCGUCGCCUCGAGUCAUUCGCGCAGCUAUCAAACUAUCAGACGGUCUCGGCAGAUGUGCGUUAUCACAUCAUUCAGGGUCGCAAUGCUGCAAAACUGCCCAAAGCCGAAGCUAAUGCUUGGGUCGACAUCUUUGUCGCACUAUGGAAAUGUGUCAAAGAACUUGUUGCGCUCCGGCAAGGCACUGGCAUGGGCGACUGGUCCAAGGCGUUUGAUUCGUACAGAGAGUUGUGUAAUCACCUGGUUAGAGGGUACACCAACUUUGGAUUCCAGGCCUGGACUGUUCCCUGCCUCAGCGUGGCAGGAAAGUAUCUCCGCAUGAUAGCGAUGAGAGCAGACAGCGAGAACAAGGCCAAAGAGGGAAAUGGAGAUGUCUUUGCGAGUGGCUUCUCAGACGACAUCAUGGGCGACACGAACAAGAACGAGAAGUUGGAGCAGGCCGCAUGGACCAUCAAUCGCAUGUUCACGAUAUGCUUGAGCGACAGAGCCGAGGAGAAUGAGUCACGCAGAUGGGGCAUUUACAGCACGACCAACUUACUCUUCAAGACAUAUUUCAAACUCAAUUCGGUCUCGCUUACCAAAAAUGUCAUUCGUGCUUUAGAAGCCGCAGCAGAUGACAUACCAAAUCUAGUGCGAUUUCCGAAAUCUCACCAAUGCACGUUCAAAUACUACCGCGGAGUUAUUGAGUUCUUGCAGGAAAACUACACUGAUGCUGAACAGAAUCUGACGGAGGCAUUGCAUCUCUGUCACAAGGACUCCCUGAAGAAUCGAGAGCAGAUCCUGACCUACCUAGUCCCUGCACACAUCAUCAACCACCACCAACUGCCCAGCAACGCCCUGUUGGCUCCUCAUCCAACCCUGUCAAAGAUCCUCACACCAUUAAUCAUCGCCAUUCGCGCCGGUUCACUCGCCGCCUUCGACGAUGCUCUUUCUGCAGCUGAAUCAGAACUAGUCAGGCGCCGCAUUUAUCUCACUCUUGAGCGCACCCGCAACCUCUGCCUGCGCAACCUGUUCCGGAAGGUCUUCUUAGCUGCAGGCUGGGAAGAAACCAAGGAUGCAACGACUGGAGAAGUGACAGGCAAAAUUCGCCGAACGAGGAUCCGUAUCGAAGAGUUUGAGGCUGGAAUGCGCGUGAGUUAUAAGGGUGACACGGAUGUGUUGAUCGAAAGGGACGAGGUCGAGUGUUUCUUGGCCAACAUGAUUUACAAGGUGCGUCGUGUUGCCUAUUUUAUGUUCUUUUGCCAACCCCCUCUCGUUUCCAUCCACCUAUCACCAAAGACACAUUCAGUGUAA